Messenger RNA from Cotesia glomerata, 697 nucleotides. RefSeq lists its product as uncharacterized. The coding region runs from base 21 to 596 and encodes 191 amino acids. The record is from RefSeq and is a predicted model, not a curated record. The transcript has 2 exons. NCBI's taxonomy places the organism in Eukaryota, Metazoa, Arthropoda, Insecta, Hymenoptera, Braconidae.
GUGACUUACUAAAUUUUUUUAUGUAUAAACAUCAGUCUUUAAAAUUAACUAUUCGAAAUAGUGCUACUAGUGUUAUUAACGAUACUAAUACUAUUCGGGCUAGUUUCAAGAUUCCAACUAUACGUCCUCAGCACAGUCUUACGAAGUUGGAAAAAUUUUAUGCCGAAUAUAUAAAAGUGAAGACACAUCACAAGAGGGAAAAAAAAUCGAAAGCACAAAAACAGAAUGUUGAAAAGUUUAACCAAAAACUAGAUAAAUUGUUCGAUAUUUCGAAUUCCACAAUGGUUAAGAAUUUGCCAAAAGAGCAGCAACAAUUUCUGAAUGAGUGUCAAAAGGGGAAAACCAAUCUUCACUCACCUGUUACUAAUUUCUUGCCGGUGGAAACUUUUCAGAAUAAAUCUGACACUGAACAGGAGAUAACAAAUGAAGAUAAUGAGAAUAAUACAGACGAAAUUGGCAUGAAAUUAUCGCAACAUUCGAUGCCAGCAAGUUUUUGUAGUCUAUCAUCAAAUUCCAGUGGGUUGAAACGAACAUAUUCUGAUUUUGAGGAUGAACUCCCUGUACCUCCUAAAAAGAAAAAAAUCAAUAUUUUUUAAGAUUUGAUUCAACAUUUUGUGGAAAUUCAAUGCUAGGUAAACUUCAAUGAUUAAUAUCUCAGAAAAUAUCGAUCUUAGUGAUUUGGUGCUAAGGACCUUUU